Ichthyophthirius multifiliis is the source of this 3459-nucleotide messenger RNA. RefSeq lists its product as hypothetical. The record is from RefSeq and is a predicted model, not a curated record. Lineage: Eukaryota; Ciliophora; Oligohymenophorea; Hymenostomatida. The transcript is spliced from 14 exons.
AUGGGAGGUUGUUCUGGAAAAUAAUAAGGAGGAAACAUAAGAUAAAAUUAAAAAUAAAAUAUUAAAGAAGAAGUAAUAAAAGCUACAGAAAACGAUAAAAAUAUUACAAGAAGAUUUACAGUAGUAUUUGCAAAUAUAAAAGUUAAAAAUCCACCAACUAUGCAAAAUAUUUAAUUCUAAGUUAAUUUUGAUAACUAGCAUAAAUACAGUGCUUCUUUAGCUGAAAAAGAUGAUUAUUUAAGAUGGGAAGGACAUUAUGAAUUUAAUUAUUAAUCAAAUGAUUAUAAUUUAAAAGAGCAUUCAUUUAUAAUUAUAUAUUUAAAAAAUUAAUUAGAAGAAUUAUUAGGAUAUAUAAAGCUUAAUUUAUAUAAAGUUGCUACAGGUCCAUAUCAUCAUGAUUUGGCUGUAAAAUGGACAAAUCAUAAUAAUAAAGAAAAAUAAUUAAAUAAUUAAUAAAAAAAUGAAGGAAGAAUAAGCUUUGAUUUAAAAAUGUUUUAAAAAAUAAACUUUUAAAUUUCAGUCGAUAAUGUAAUUGCCUGUUUAGAAGAUCAUUUAACUGAUAAAGCUUAUAACUUUUCAUUUAGAAUAAUAACAAGUAAUUCAGUAUAUCAUAGUGAACAUUCAACUAAUUUUAUAAAUCCAGCAUAUAAUAAUUUAUAAGAAUUAGAAUAUUAUGAAAAUUUAAAUAUACAACAAGAAGAUUUCAAUUCCAUUUUAAUAAACGAAGGAAUAGAAAAAAAAAAUUUAAAAGUCGAAUAAUAUAAUAAAAACCAUUUAAAUGAAUCUCGAUUAAAAAAUGAAUCUGUUUAACUUAUAAAAAAUAAUACAGACAUUUUUAAUAACAAUAAUACUGGAAUUUUCGCAGUUCCUUCAAAAAGAUUUAAUAAAGAUUUUAAGCCAAUAACAUUGCCAAUAUUGAAUGAAAACACAGAAAAAUUCAUAUUUUUAGACAGUAAAUCUUAAAAAGUUUAAACUGUUAAUAAAGAUAUGACUCACAUAAAAAGCUUAUUUAUUAGUGACCAAAAACAAUUGACUAAAUAAUAAAAAAACGAUGAAAAUGAAGAAGAAAAUAUCCAAAAGCAUAAUUUGACUCUUUUUUGGGAUUAUUUGACUGAUUUAACUUUCCAAAGACCUUUUUUAAAUAUAGAAUUGACCACAAACGAGUUAACUUCAACUUCUUUAUAAAUUUGUAUAUGGGGAAUUGAAAACAUAUAAGCUUAGGAAAAAGUCGAUAUUAAUGGAAACAUAGUUAAAUAUAUGGAUAAUCAUAUUUCAGGGGAAUGUUAUGUUUCUUUAAAUAGAAUACUUUCUAUAACCCCUGAAAUAAAAUAAAAUCAAGAAGGUAAUUAAUAACAAAUAAGACAAAAAAAUAUAAAAGAAAAUCUCUGGUCUCAUGGUAUUUAAGUAGGAAGAGCUUUAGGGUAAUUCAAAAUUUAAAAUCAUGAAUAUUUGAGGUAGUUAAUAGUAGGGGUAGCAACUGAAAAUGGAAUAAUGAAAGCAAGUCCUUCUAUUAAUUAAGGAUAGGAAAAUAGUAAAACUAAUAAUAUAAAUGUUUAAGUAUUAAUAGAUGCUAAUGAUAAAUUUAUUACUAGUGUAUUUAAUCUUUAUUAGAAAAAAUAAGAUUUAAGUGAUGAAGAAAGGUUAAAAAUGUUCGAAGAAAUAAAAAAUAACUAUAAAGUUUUGUUCGAACUAGCCUAAAAAAGUCAUAAAGAAUCAAUCACAUCUUUUUAUUAUAAAACUGAAGAAGAACUUUUAAAAGCAUAACUAACUAUUAUAGAACUUGAAAAACAUUUAAUUAUGUAUGCUGAUGAUGUUGAUGAAUAAUUAAAAGAUAAUUAUUAUGAAUUAUUAAAAUUAGUGAUAAAUAGAGGCGAAUUUAAUUUAAGUUAAAUGUGUUUUGAUGAUUCUUAUUCAUAUUUAUUAAUUGCAAAUAAUCACACUUAGAAAAAAAGAAAAAAAAAACAAAAAAUUCCUUUAAAACUCGAAGUUGCACUAAAUUAUUAAUAUCUCUUAUAUAUUAUAUUAGAAAAAGUAUUAGAUAAGUUAAAUUAAAAGGCUUUAAGCUUAUAAGAAAGAUAAUUUGUAGAAAAUUUUUGCGCAAUAGCAUAUUUUAGAAUACCAGAAUUUCGAUAAAAAUUAUUAAAAUAACUUACAAAAUAAGAAGAUCCUUAAAUAUAAGAAUGGCGAGGAACUGAAUACAAAUUAGAUGAACAGGAAAACUUAAACUUGAUUAAAAAUAAAGAAUUUUUAAAACUUUUUGAUUGGGAUAACGAAUUUUUCAAAUAUAUAAAAGGACAUUAAAAAGCAGAAGAUAAUUACCUUAAACUUACGGUUAUUCUUGAUAAUUAAAAAUGGUGUCAAAGAAUUCAAAAAAGAGGAAUAGCGUUUUUUUUUUUAUCUCAGAAUGGUUAUAAUAUGUAAAUAAAAUUGUUGUAGUAAAAGAUUAAGUACCUUGGUAAGAUUUACCUGGUUAUUUAACAUUAUUAAAAGCUUUUCUUUGUAUAUGAUUCUGUAAAAGUUGUAGCUGUUUUCGAUAUGAUAAAUGAUUGGCUUGAAAGAUUAAUUCUAUUGAAAAAAAACAUACCUACAAUAUUUGAUUUUAAUUUCUUUUUUAAAGGAAUCAGAAUGAUUAUUAAUAGUCAUAAUUCGAUUAGUAUUUCUAGAGUAUUAUGGGUUUUAUAUAAUAAUUAUCAAUUAUUUCCUUCUGAGUUCUAAAAUGAUUUAUGCUAAUAUUUACUUUCAAAUAUAUUUUUUAAGUUAUAUAUGCACUGGUCGUUUAAUGUAAGAAUGAUAUUCCAUUAUUUCUUAAUAUAUAGAAUAUUCCACAUUAAUAGAGAUAAUAUAUCAAGACUAGUAACUAUAGAAGAAAUAAAUAAAGAAAUAUUAUUAAACUAAUAAAAUUAAUAAUUAAAAAACAAAUUAAUUGAUGAACUAAUAUAUUUAAAAUAUUAAUAAAUAAUGGAAGUAUUAGAAGUUGCUAAAAUUAAAUACUAACAAUAAUAAUUAGCAAAGUAAAGAGAAGUGUCCCUCCACUAAAAAAUGAGAUAAAAAAUAAAUAAAAAAAAAGACGAUGAAUCUAUAACAAUAAGUUCUCCCGCAAUAGAAUAUUAAGUAAAAAAUACUACACAGUAAAACUUAGCAAGUGUAUCAUCGUCUAAUUUAAAUGAGAUUAUAGCCAAUUAAAGUACUGAUGAUCCAAAAUAAAACAAUAAUAAUGAGUUGACUUCUUUAUUAGAAAUAGAAGCCUAACAUUUAAAAUAUAUUCCUAUAGCAAAUUUUGAAUUUGAUGAAUUAAUGAAAAAAUAUAAUGAUUGGUAUGAAAAUAAAUUACCAGAACUUAAUUAUUUACUAAAAGAUUAAAGAAUUUAAGUUUCAAAAAAUUAUGCUGUACCUGAAGUUGUUAUUAGAAAUCAGAUUGAUGAAUCCGAAGCUUAAUAUGGGUAAAGUGAUGAAUGGUGA